This is a messenger RNA of Canis lupus familiaris (dog), 602 nucleotides long. Its product is annotated as protein tyrosine phosphatase type IVA 1-like. The transcript has a single exon. The coding region runs from base 61 to 582 and encodes 173 amino acids. Gene Ontology annotation, molecular function: protein tyrosine phosphatase activity. Gene Ontology annotation, cellular component: nucleus. NCBI's taxonomy places the organism in Eukaryota, Metazoa, Chordata, Mammalia, Carnivora, Canidae. The record is from RefSeq and is a predicted model, not a curated record. Gene Ontology annotation, biological process: protein dephosphorylation.
UGUAUUCAAUUUUUUAAAAUUCUUUCAUAACCCUAUUGAGUGUUUUCUAAUUUAAUUAACAUGGCUCAAAUGAACCGCCCAGCUCCUGUGGAAGUCACAUACAAGAACAUGAGAUUUCUUAUUACACACAAUCCAACCAAUGCGACCUUAAACAAAUUUAUAGAGGAACUUAAGAAGUAUGGAGUUACAACAAUAGUUAGAGUAUGUGAAGCAACUUAUGACACUACUCUUGUGGAGAAAGAAGGCAUCCGUGUUCUCGAUUGGCCUUUUGAUGAUGGUGCACCACCAUCCAACCAGAUUGUUGAUGACUGGGUAAGUCUUGUAAAAAUUAAGUUUCGUGAAGAACCUGGUUGUUGUAUUGCUGCCCAUUGUGUCGCAGGCCUUGGGAGAGCUCCAGUGCUUGUUGCCCUAGCAUUAAUUGAAGGUGGAAUGAAAUAUGAAGAUGCAGUACAGUUCAUAAGACAAAAGCGGCGUGGAGCUUUUAACAGCAAGCAACUUUUGUAUUUGGAGAAGUAUCGUCCUAAAAUGCGGCUGCGCUUCCAAGACUCCAAUGGUCAUAGAAACAACUGUUGCAUUCAAUAAAACUGGGGUGCCUGAUGUCA